UCAAGCAAAAAACGAGUCUGUUACGUAUAUUUCCAGCUCUUGAUGGUCAUCUGCCAAACUUCUCAAAAAGGGCAUGAUUUACUGGUUUGCUUAUUGUGUAUGCACCGUUGAUAAAAGCUUAUAGCACCUGAUUCGAUAAUUAGAAAAGGCGGAUGUGCUUUGAUGGUUUAGAUUGUCUUCCAUAUGCUUUCAUGAAACUACUCAAAGAAUUAUCAGUCUUCUUUAAACCUUCUCUGUACCUAAGAAUACACAGUACCAAUUCAUUCGAUGAUUUUUUUUAGUUUUUUUAGUUUUUUUUUUUUUUUUGAGACAAGCAUAAGUUGUUGAUUGAUGGAAGCGUCAUUUGUCCUUGAAAUGCAGAAGAUAAAAUUUUCUGAGGAAUUUCCGGACAAGCCAGCAGAUGCCUUGGCAGAAACUACUUCCAGGGACAUUUGGAACGACAGAGGAAAAUCUGCUGGUUCACAGGAUCGGAGUGAGAGUAAAUUGCUGUUGAAUUCAUCCUUGGUACGAAUUGCUGUCGUAAAGAAAGCUGCUCCUAUCUCCAGCCUUAGUGCUUCAGUCGAAGGGACUAAACAAGAUGAAGCGGAUAAGAAAGGUGGUGGUUCGAGCUUUAGACUGCAGUCAAAAUGUCAAAACUAUGGAAUUAGCAUUGAUGAUGAUUGAACUGUCAGAUCAGUUGCAAAUGAUAUGUUGUGUUAGCAGAAAACAUUUUGAUUCUUUGAUUGAAGGGAAAAGCAAAAUUUUCUAAUGGGAAUCCACGCACGACGACAAUUUACCUUU
Molecule: messenger RNA, 780 nt
Organism: Eucalyptus grandis
Lineage: Eukaryota; Viridiplantae; Streptophyta; Magnoliopsida; Myrtales; Myrtaceae
Exons: 2
Coding region: 331-663 (110 amino acids)
Source: RefSeq, a predicted model, not a curated record